Messenger RNA from Pungitius pungitius (ninespine stickleback), 1800 nucleotides. RefSeq names its product ribosome biogenesis regulator 1 homolog (gene rrs1). Gene Ontology annotation, biological process: ribosome biogenesis; ribosomal large subunit biogenesis; endonucleolytic cleavage in ITS1 to separate SSU-rRNA from 5.8S rRNA and LSU-rRNA from tricistronic rRNA transcript (SSU-rRNA, 5.8S rRNA, LSU-rRNA). Gene Ontology annotation, molecular function: protein binding. The transcript has a single exon. Gene Ontology annotation, cellular component: nucleus; nucleolus; preribosome, large subunit precursor. Lineage: Eukaryota; Metazoa; Chordata; Actinopteri; Perciformes; Gasterosteidae. The record is from RefSeq and is a predicted model, not a curated record. Bases 43 to 1149 code for a protein of 368 amino acids.
ACCACGUGCAGAGCUCAACGUGUGACACAGCAGCUCAACAACAUGGCGGCGUGCAGCGUGGAAGCGCUGCUAGCGAAAGCGGAGCAAGAGGAGGCCGAGAAACUGAAGAGCAUCUCGGUCCAGAAAGAGCUCGAGCUGGAGUUCGACAUCGGCAACCUGCUGGCGAUUGACAAAAACCGCAUCGAGUCCCGGGACUUCCGGGAGCAGAAGAAAGAAGACUUCCUGCGGUCGCUAGCACGCGACAACACGCAGCUGCUCAUCAACGAGAUCUGGAAGCAGCCCACGGAGAGGGUCGAGGAGGCGAUAGUCACCAAACUACCGGACCCGGUGACCGCGCUGCCCCGCGAGAAGCCGCCCCCGAAGCCCAGGGCGCCCACCAAAUGGGAAGAGUUCGCCAAGCUCAAAGGCAUCCAGAAGAAGAAGAAGACCAACUUGGUGUGGGAUGAAACCGCGAAGGACUGGCGGAGGCGCUGGGGCUACCAGAGGGCCAAGGACAACACCAAGGAGUGGCUGAUCGAGGUGCCGGUGACCGCGGACCCCAACGAGGACCAGUUCGCCAAACGCACCGCGGCCAAGAAGGAGCGAGUGGCCAAAAACGAGUUCAACCGGCUGAAGAACAUCGCCCGGGCGCAGAAGGUGAAGCUGCCCGGCGAAGGGCUCGUCCCGCGGGCCCAGCAGCCCAAAGAGGACCUGGCCAGGGCCGUGAGCGUGGCCAGGACCUCCACGGCGUCCAUGGGGAGGUUCCAGGACCGCCUGCCCAAGGAGAAACCCCCGCGGAACACGGGCAAGAAGAGGAAGUUCGAGCCCAACAUCGGGGACUUUUCCAGUGAGAAGAAGAAGCAGCUGGAGAUGCUGCGGCUCAUGGGCAGCAAGACGCCCAAGCUGGACAUCAACAAGGCCGUCGCCAAGCAGAUCAGGGAGGAGAACCGGGAGGAGGCCGUGGCCAAAUACAAGAAGGGGAGCAAGAAGGGACGCCCGGGCAGCAUGUCGGGGAAAGGGAAGGGUGGGAAAGGAAAAGGGGGCCAGGGGGGUAAAGGAAAAGGAAGCAUGGGGGGCAAAGGUAAAGGAGGCCAGGGGGGCAAAGGAAGAGGAGGCCAAGGGGGCAAAGCUGGAGGGGGGAAGAGGAGAGGCAAACCUGGGCAGCAAUAAGGACUCUGUAUCCCGCUCGAUCCGUUUGUGCAUUCGGACUGGACAUAAAAGAUGCAAUAAUGUGCCAGAAUAACAUUUUGAUUCAUGUCUGUGAAUGAGGGGGUGUGUGGUGUUGCGACUGUCCAUCUGUAAACAUCCGUCCCAGCGUUCACAGAGGUCGGCCUGUUUUGAUAUGUUUUUCGUUUUGAAAAUUAAAAUCAGUAGAUUCUGUUUUUGUCAAUCGUUUUUAGUUUUAGAGAUUUCAUCACAAUGGGACUAUUUCAACUGUGAUGGGGAAGAAACGCGUAGGUGUAACCAAUAGCAACAGCAAACACGGGAUGUAUUCGAUCGUCUUGCAUUACGCAAAUAUCAAUAACUUUAAAUAGUGCGUAAAAAAGAUUUUCAUGCCAGAAACGAACAAUUUAAAAGUUAGUUGUCUGUGACCAUUAAGAAUAAUAUUUAUAUAAACAUGCAACAGUAAACUAUUUACACCUUGUAAGUAAUCAGUGAUCCCAUUGCAAGGGUUCAAAGGUCAAAAUGCAGAGAAAUGUUUUCCUUCGGUCAUGAGUGACACGUUAUGCAGAAGAAGCUAAAUGGAUUUCCAGAGGCUGCUGUAACAAAACAAACAUUUACGCCUUUUUAAUAGAAGCUAUGCAUCGUCUCGCGAUUUAA